Protopolystoma xenopodis is the source of this 315-nucleotide messenger RNA. The record is from the annotation of a GenBank genome assembly. NCBI's taxonomy places the organism in Eukaryota, Metazoa, Platyhelminthes, Monogenea, Polystomatidea, Polystomatidae.
UUCACAGCUUUUACACUUCCUGCUCAGCUCUGUUAUCUGGCCCAACAUGUGAAUUAUGGGAAACCUUCAGCUUAUGCUCACCUCGGUUUCUGGGAUACACUUCAGUUGCAGUUCAUACGUCUCUGGGGCCAGCUUCGUUGGUGUGGCGUUGAUCCUUCCCUCCAGUAUCGUGCUUAUCAGCACCACCGAUUGACAAUACCGACAGCCGUCCACCAAACUUGGACGACUUUUUGGGCCUUUACACACAAACGACGGCCAACUCGGGGCUUCCACAAAGCCGUCAAUCUCGGUCUGGGUCCAGGAGCCGAGGCGUGA